Molecule: messenger RNA, 735 nt
Organism: Carica papaya (papaya)
Lineage: Eukaryota; Viridiplantae; Streptophyta; Magnoliopsida; Brassicales; Caricaceae
Source: RefSeq, a predicted model, not a curated record
GGAUGACAUGAAACAAACUACUGCUCUCUCAAGGCAUCCCUCUCGUCCUGCCAGUCGCAAUGCAUUUGAUGAUGAUGUUGAAACUUCUGAGUCCCAGUUUGCUCAUCUCCACCGUGAUUUGGCAUCAAUUGAUGCUCUAAGAUCUGUUUCAAAUAAACAGGGCAUGGCUGCAGUUCAAAAUGUUGGGUCCUCUGCUUCUCAUACUUAUGCAUCUGCUUUAGGUGCCUCCUUGUCAAGAAAUGCCACACCUGAUCCUCAACUUGUAGCAAGGGCUCCUAGUCCCCGCAUUCCUUCUGUUGGAGGAGGUAGGGUCAGCUCUGUGGAUAAAAGACGUGUAACUGGUUCAAGCUCAUUCAAUGGUGUCACAUCAAGUUUAAGUGAGUCAGAGGAGUUGGCAGCUACGUUUUCUGGCUUGAAUCUGACAAAGGAUGGUAUUGUUGAUGAGGACAACCAUCCACGGGCACCAACCCAGCACGAAAUUGAUGAUCUCCAUAACCUCUUCAAUUUGCAAGGUCAAAACAGUGGACUUGCGGCUGGACAAGUUGAACUUAAUAAACCUUCCUUGUCGUCAGCUAACUCAUACUUCAAAGGAUCCUCGAGAUCUGCUUUUAAUGAUGCUGGAGUUCACCUUCUCACCUUCAGAAUGUGGACACAUGAAUUCGGCAUUUUCAAAUUAUGGCCUGGUGGGUUUGCCAUUAAUCCUUCGUCCCUCCAUGAUAGGAGCAAGCUUGAAAC